Theileria annulata is the source of this 489-nucleotide messenger RNA. Its product is annotated as protein CGI-126, putative. Gene Ontology annotation, cellular component: cytoplasm. Gene Ontology annotation, biological process: protein K69-linked ufmylation. The coding region runs from base 1 to 489 and encodes 162 amino acids. The record is from RefSeq and is a predicted model, not a curated record. Gene Ontology annotation, molecular function: UFM1 conjugating enzyme activity. The transcript has 4 exons. Lineage: Eukaryota; Apicomplexa; Aconoidasida; Piroplasmida; Theileriidae.
AUGUCAAGUGGUUUGAGCCACUUGUCAGUGGAAGGAAUCCCCCUAUGUAAAACUAACACAGGCCCAUUUGACAACCCAGAGGACUGGGAGACGAGACUAAACGAGGAAUUUGCAGCUUUGAUACAAUACGUUGAGGAAAAUAAACAAAACAACACCGAAUGGUUUACACUCGACUGUAACGAUAACGGAACAUGCUGGUUUGGAGAAUGUUGGUAUGUUCACAACAUGAAAACUUAUAAAUUCCAAUUAGAACUUGAGAUACCGGCAGCAUAUCCCAAUGCUCCAUUUGAUAUAAUAAUAAGAUCACUGGAGGGCAAAACUGCGAAGAUGUAUAGAGGCGGUCGCAUUUGUUUGGAUGCUCAUUUCCUUCCACUUUGGCAGAAGAACGCCCCGAAGUAUGGUAUCGCACACGGCCUCGCACUAGGCCUCGCUCCCUGGCUAGCCUGUGAAAUCCCUCAUCUCGUCAAUAUCGGUGUUCUAGAUACCUAA